UAUAUAAGACGGGAAACAACAUGACAAAAACACUUCAAUUUCUACUGAACCCCGGCUGUGCAGCACCUUGAAUCUGAGAGCUGGGACCUGUUUUAUUCCAAAAGAUAAUGAAGACCCUUUCUGCACCUCGGUCCAGGUCCCUGUGUUUGGCUCUUCUGCUGUCAGGCGUGCUGUCUUCUGGAUACACUCUCCCUCACCUCCGCAGCUUAGACAGCUCCAGCCUCUCUUCAUCUCCAAUCAGUGAAGAUAAUGAUUCUCCAAGACGCCACACCCAGUGGGAGGUGCUCUACCCUUCCAUCUCCCUUCGUGAUUGGAGCGUUCAAAUGAUGUCCCCACCGGAACUCCCCGCCCCCAAGCUCAAACCCCGCAUCCUAUCUGCUCUGGCCUGGCUGCCCAGCAGUCAAACAGAAGAGUCGUCCCUGGUCCGAGAAGCAGGGUUGGGCAAGAGCUGGCCCUCUGAUUGGUCAGCACAGGCUGCCGACGCGGAAAAGAGGAAUAUAGUGGUAGCAGAUGACGCAGCGUUUAGAGAAAAAAGCAAACUACUGACAGCCAUGGAGAGACAGAAAUGGCUCAACUCCUACAUGCAGAAACUGCUGGUCGUCAAUUCACAGUAAAAACAACAGCAUAUUUCAUACAAAACCACUGAUUUCUUCACCUGUCCUUUUCAUUUUAGGUUUAUUUUAUAAUAAUAAAAAUCUCAGUAAAUAAAAGUAAGUUGAGUUAUAUG
Acipenser ruthenus (sterlet) is the source of this 727-nucleotide messenger RNA. Its product is annotated as tuberoinfundibular peptide of 39 residues-like. Lineage: Eukaryota; Metazoa; Chordata; Actinopteri; Acipenseriformes; Acipenseridae. Gene Ontology annotation, biological process: neuropeptide signaling pathway. The coding region runs from base 108 to 614 and encodes 168 amino acids. The transcript is spliced from 3 exons. Gene Ontology annotation, cellular component: extracellular region. The record is from RefSeq and is a predicted model, not a curated record.